AUGGGCCUUUUCUACGACCACAUUCCUGAAGACCUCGCCGAAUGGAUGCUCAAACAACCCAUGUUCUGGGUCUCCUCAGCACCUCUCAGCGGCGAGGGGCAUGUCAAUGUAUCGCCAAAGGGAACUCCGGACAGUUUUCAUAUGACCAACCCGAACCAGGUCUGGUACGAGGAUCUGAGUGGAAGCGGCGUUGAAACCAUUUCGCAUCUCCGCGAACCCGGCAACGGACGUACCACUGUCCUCUUCCAGGCGAUGGAGGGCGGUCCUCGUCUUCUGCGACUUUUCGGCAAAGGCAAAGUUUCUGAAAUUGGCACGCCCGAGUACGAGUCCCUCAUCCCGCGCGAAAAUCGCAAAGCCGGCUCACGAGCAGCCAUUGGGUUUGAGGACGUCAAAGGUGUGCGCGACUGGUGGCAUUGGCAGAACAUGGAAAGUAUCGACGGCCUGCCUGGGCUGAGCGCUGGGGUGCUCGAGCAGCGCAUUCCCAUUAACUCGUUUGACCGUAGAAGCUCGGCGUAUGCGACCGUAAAGAAGGUGCCGAAUGCCGUUGAGGCGGGUGUCGAAUCUAGUACAGAGACAGAGAGAGGGGCUGUGCCGGUGGAUGUGAAGACGGUUGGUGCAUUCUUACUUGGCGGAGUGUGCAUGGCAGGGUUAUUCGGGUGGAAAUAUAUCGUUGAGUCUGUUGGAGCUUUGGGGAGUAGGCUUCUCAACUAG
Molecule: messenger RNA, 711 nt
Organism: Coniophora puteana RWD-64-598 SS2
Lineage: Eukaryota; Fungi; Basidiomycota; Agaricomycetes; Boletales; Coniophoraceae
Exons: 4
Coding region: 1-711 (236 amino acids)
Source: RefSeq, a predicted model, not a curated record